Molecule: messenger RNA, 367 nt
Organism: Brassica napus (rape)
Lineage: Eukaryota; Viridiplantae; Streptophyta; Magnoliopsida; Brassicales; Brassicaceae
Product: SEED MATURATION PROTEIN 1-like
Exons: 1
Coding region: 29-295 (88 amino acids)
Biological process (GO): seed dormancy process
Source: RefSeq, a predicted model, not a curated record
UCAAGUCAUUAUCCAUUAAACCAUAGAGAUGGCAAAGAACAAGGACGACAUAAAGUAUGCGACCGCUCAAACGAAGCAAUCGGAAGACGAGGCGAUUCGAGUGAGAUACAAACAUGGGACACCACUGGAAGGAGGCAAGAUCGCAGAGUCUGAGCCUGUAGAGCUGUUCUCAAGCGCUCAAGGCAUCGAAAAGGGAAAGGAUCAGGCAGCGUCUGAAAUCACUGGAGAUCAGACACAGAUGCACCGCGACGUUAAAGACGUCCCCGGAACACGUACUGAUGAUAGUAUUCGUUAAACUUAUGUAGCGGAAGUCAUUUCUAUAUGCGUUCUUGUUUGUUGUUUUUCUUAAUAAAGUACGUUUCGAUCA